Messenger RNA from Epinephelus fuscoguttatus (brown-marbled grouper), 6322 nucleotides. It is a transcript of the gene rpgrip1l, whose product is annotated as RPGRIP1 like. Gene Ontology annotation, cellular component: photoreceptor connecting cilium. Gene Ontology annotation, biological process: non-motile cilium assembly; retinal rod cell development. The coding region runs from base 92 to 3943 and encodes 1283 amino acids. The transcript has 26 exons. The record is from RefSeq and is a predicted model, not a curated record. NCBI's taxonomy places the organism in Eukaryota, Metazoa, Chordata, Actinopteri, Perciformes, Serranidae.
UGCGUGGUUGCGUCAUAACGACAUGAACUGUUAUGUUUUCAGUAGCAAUCGUUAUCCUGGACUGAAUAAAGUCGUUUUGACAGAUUGAAACAUGUCCACUCCACUUGAUGAGACAGCAGCAGAUGUGCCUGUCAGAGACCUCACAGUGAACCUGUCCCGACUCGCAGCAGUGACAGAUUCAUCUGCGUAUCAAAAUGCUCGGGCGCGACAGGACAUCUCACGGGUGUCCAGGGAGGAGCUGGAGGACCGGUUCCUGCGCCUCCAUGAGGAGCACCAGCUCCUCAAACAGCAUGUUCACAAACAGGAUGACAAGAUCAAGAAGCUGGGCACUAAGCUGAUGAGGCUGGUGAAGGACCGCGGUCGUAUGGAGCAGCUGGCGGUGGGUGGAGGUCAGUCGGUGUCCAGGGUGCGGGAUGUGGAAAUGGAGGAGAUGAUGGAGGAGCUGCAGGAGAAAGUCCGGAGUCUGCAGUCGGAGAAUGAGGGAUUAAAACAGCGCCUCCUCGUGGCCAAGCAGCAGCUCAUCAACUCUCAGAGCAGGAGGCCGACGCCGUACGGCCGCGUCCAGUCACGAGUCAACUCUGGGUUAAAGAAGCUGCGAGAUGACGCUUCCUCUCCUUCUCAGACACGACCAAAAAGUACCCGCAGUUUGGAGGGAGGUGGGAGACCUCCGACCGGCCUCCUACCUCGAUUUGGACACAGCCUGCUCGAGGAUGCGAGGGCUGAGAUCCGUAACCUAGAGAAUGUGAUCGAGCUCCAGCGCAGCCACUUGGAGGAGAUGGAGGGAGUGUCGGAGCAGCUGAGGGAGGAGCUGAGGAGGAAGGAAGCAGAAUAUGAGGAGAGACUUCUGCAGAUCCGACAGCAGCAAACCUCCAAACUGAGGUCACACGUCAACAGCAAUGUGACAAUGAUCAAACUGCAGAAGCAGCUGGUUGACAGGUCCAACAGCAUCACAGAGCUGGAGGGACGAUUUCUACAGCUGCAGGAGAGUCAGAGGACGCUGAAGGUGAGUCAUGAUGCAGCGAUGCUGAAGGUGGACGAGCUGUCGGCUCAGCUCAAAGAUGAGAGGCUGAAGAGUUUGGACCUGGAGAAACAGCUGCAGACAUCCGCCAUAUCCAGGCUGAACAUGGAGCAGCUGCAGGAGAGGAUCAGUGAAUUGGAGCAGGAGAGAGACCUGCUGAAGGACAACAAUGAAAAACUGGUCAACAGUGCGUUCGAUGUGUCUCGACAGCAGAAGUGGCAGAUCCAGGAGCAGCAGCUGAAGCUACAGAUCGCUCAGCUGGAGACGGCGCUGAAGGCCGACCUUGUCGACAAAAACGAAAUCCUUGACAAAAUCAAGGCUGAGAGAGACUCAAAUGAAAAGCUGACAGAAGAAAAUAAGAAACUUCAGCUCCAGUUUCUGGAACAGAAGCAGCAGCUGGAGGAACUCAAUGAUCGUUUAAAAUUCUACAGCAGGGAGAACGAGUACGAUGUGGCUGAACUCACAGAGGCGCUGCUGCUCAUUAAGGAGCGUAAAUCCCAGAGGAGUGGAGAUCUGGGCUUCCUGAAGGAGGAGCAGGAGGGAGGCGGCAGCAGCUCAGAGAACGCCAUCCGAGAGCUGCGAGCCGCUCACGCUGAAACCAUCCAGGAGCUGGAGAAGACCAGAAACCUCCUCAGCGUGGAGAGCAACAUCUGCAAAGACUACAAGGCGGAGCUGGACGCUGUGAAGAAGAAGAUGGACAGUAACAGAGUGGAGAGUGAGCAGCAGCUGGAACGACAGGCCGCUCUGCUCGACACGAGAGCCACCAAGAUCAAGAAACUGGAAGCUCAGCUCAGAGACAUCGCCUACGGUACCAAAACCUACGUCUUCAAACCAGACAUGACAGACGAAGAUGAGGCGGAUGAGUUUAAUGAAACUUUUCACCUGGAGCGUGGAGAGAACCUUCUGGAGCUUCAGAUAGUCAGCGCCACGCUCUCUCCAUCCGCCCUGCAGGCUCUGGGUGACGUUGAACCCUCCACCUUCUGUACAUACUCCUUCUAUUUGUUUGAGCUGCACUCCACUCCGGUGGUGACAGGCCAGAGACCCAAAUAUGGCUUUACCUCUAAGUACGUGGUGAGCAUGGAUGAGCAGUUCCUGGAAUAUCUGCACAGACAGUCUGUGACUGUGGAGCUGCAUCAGGCUCUGGGGUUAGACUGGAGGACGCUGGCCACUGGGCAGCUCCGUCUGCAGCCGCUGCUGGAGCAGGACGGAAAAGUUCAUGGCACCAUGCCGCUGGUCGGUACGUGUGAUGAUGCUCGGUCCUUUGGCUCUGUGGAUUACUGGGUGAGGCUGAGGGUCCCGAUGACAGAGACCAUCCGCCUGUUUAAAGAGAAGGUGAAGGCUGUGGGCUACAUCAGCACUGCUCUGAGCCAAGACGCACAGCUGCAGACAGCCGGCGGCGGCUGGAACGAACUCUCCAUCACAGUCGGACGCUGCAGAGACCUGAAGAAGUCCAGAGGCUCCCAGCAGCCGAGCCCCUACGUGGUCUACAAGUUCUUUGACUUCCCUGACUACCCGACCACCACUGUCCACAACUGCUGCGACCCCGUUCUCAAUGACCUCAAGUCCUACUGCGUCUCGAUGGAUACGGAUCUGGACCAGUACCUGAAGUCUGAGAUGCUUCUGUUCUACGUGUUCGACUACAAAGAGGAGCAGAUGGAUACGUACAUGGGGAAGGCCAGAGUGCCUCUGCUGUCACUGGCCAAGGACCAGCCCGUCACUGGUGUGUUUGAGCUGACUGAUCCCUCUGGACUCCCCGCCGGACACAUUGAAGUGACGCUGAAGUGGAAGUUCACAUACGUCCCUCCAUCAGGCUCCAUCAUGACUGUUAAAGAGUUAAUCCCAACAGAGACAGAAAUCAAACCAGAGCAGGAUCAGCACAGAGUGGAGGAUGAGAGGAAAGAGAAAGAUGUUGAUGAGACACUGCAGGAGGAAGACAAACACCGUCCUCAUCAGCCCGCCUCGCUUCCUAAGGUCGCUGCGUCGAAGGCCCCGCUGCCAAAACUCAGACAGAGGACGCACCUAAAGGACGGACUGACGGCCAAAAAGGUCACAUUCAUAGAUCCCUCAGCUGCACAUGACCAGGUUGAGGACAGUGGCUCAGCAGGUGUAAGUGUGCCUGCAGAGAGGAGAGACACAUUAUCACCUGCUGUAAAGGUCGUGACAGAGGCGACUCCAGCUGCUCAACGCACCGCAAGGGAAGAGGAUGAUGAAGAAGAGUCUCACGUCUCCGAAGGUCAGCUGGUCCCGGCCAGCUCUCAGUCCUACUCCGACGACUCUGAAAUCUCCGAGGAAAUUCUCCAAGAUGUUGAGGAGGCCUCGGCAGCCAGAGAGGAUCAGAGUGAAUCGACUCAGUCCGACAGCGAUGACUGCAUUGUUCACGGGCAGACCGCGGGGAGGAAGCCGUCAGAGAGAGUGCGGGUGGAGGUGGUGUCUCUGAGCCUGAAGCCAGAGUCUCGGGUGUCCCGGGAUGACAGCGUGGUGCGUCUUUUUGUUGAGUACUCUCUGCUGGACCUGCCCACAGAGGAAACCCCCCUGUCCCUCCCCAAACCCCCCCAAGGCAAGAGCAUCAACUACAACUACAGCAAAGUCAUUCCUGUGGACGCAGAGAAGAACGGGGCGAGGCGGCGGCUGCUGAGAGGAGUCCUACAGGGACGAAACCCUCAGAUGGAGAGAAUCCGGUUCACGGUGGUGAGCGAGCCCCCGGAGGAAGAGGAGCAGGAGAGGGAGUGUGAGGAUGUGGGCGUGGCCUUCCUCAGGAUCCCCGAAAUUCUGGAGAGACAACGGGAUCUGACGGAGACCAGCCUGAAUGUGUUGGAUGUUGAGGACAGCAGCGAGGUGGUCGGCAGUCUGACUGUGUCUGUGGAGGGACUGGAGGCUCUGCAGGCCAUCAUGGAGGAGGACGACGUGGAGCUUCCUUCAGUAUGAGGCAACAUCACUGACACAAACAUCACAUGAGACACAAUGUGUGCACAACUGCCAACAUACUAAAACAGUAUCUGAGUCUAAUGUCUGCUUCAUACACUGAGGACUGACUCAGUACUGAAACACUGAAACUGUUCAGUUUAUCAGACACUUUAUUUGGAGGUCGUGUGUCAUUCAGAGUUUUCACUGUGUUGGUGUUUUGUAGACAUGUUAAACAUGUUUUGAAGCAUGAGGGAACUCUGAGUGUUCGUCCUGUAUCUUUGCUCAGGGCGCACAGAUCUGUUUAUCUUCAGGUCAAAAUAAAUGUGAGUUAAAAACUGUAAAGUUUGGUUGAAAGACGUUUGUUUCUUCAGCCUGUUGGCAGAGAAGCUUCACUGUCUGCCACUUUACUCCACGCUGAAAUAUAUCGACAACUGUUGGAUGGACUGUGAUGAAAUGUGUUUCAGACUUUUGUUAUUUUUGUUCUUUUGCACAAACAAAACACUGCAUAAAAUCCAGAUAAUGGAAAAAAAGAAAUGUGUCAGGAGAGGACAGGCUGAUACAGCAGACCUCCCUUUAACUUCAGAAAAAAAUAGCAAUAACAAAAUCCAAGUCCACUAAAAACAGAAAUACAUGAUAAACAAUACAAAGAAAAAGAAGAAGAGACAAUAACCAUACACACACACACACACACACACACACAUAUAUAUAUACAGGGUUCUUGUGGAUCCAUAAAAGCCUUAAAAGCAUCUUGAAUCAAUCUUUUAAAAGUCUUAAAAAUGUUUUUUUUAUUUAAAUUUUAUGAAUAUUUUUUUUCUGAUUUUACAUUGUAAAAUAAUACUAUAGUGAAUCCCUCACAUUAAGAUCCCACUGAUCAGGACAGUGUAACCAGCCUCUCUCAUAUUUAGCUUCUGCUCAGAGCAGAGGAUCUGCUGUCACUGCACCCUGGACAACAUGAGGGAAAAAAAUUGCUCUUUAUAAUACAAGUUUUUAUUGGUUUGAGAGGCUCGGUACAUGGCAUACAUAUAUUAUUUUCCAGGCAAACAAGAAUACAAGGCAUGUAUUUUUUAUAGUAUGGAGAUGGACACCACUAAAAAGAAAAAUUAACAAAUAACUUUAAAAGGAAAGAGAAGAAAACAAACUAACAAACAAACAUGUCACACACAUGUCGUCAUACAUCUCUCUACAGGGUCACACAGUCACAGAGCAGGUUCAUAAUUAUGUAGGCUUAUCUCCCAUUUUAAGAUGAAUCUAUAACUGGUCCCGAGGUGAUACUCCUUUCUCCUGAUCGCCAUUUAUUCUAUUCUACUGAACAAACGUUCAUAAGAUGCUGUUUCCACCAUUACAUUAACCCAUUCUUUCACUCCAGGGCCUUUUUUGUCUUCCAGUGUUUUAGGAUAACACGACAGACAGUUAUUAGACCCACAAGAAUAACAGGAAAUGCACACUUGGAUACGUUUGGUAUUUGGACUGAUCCAACAGUGAACACAACAUUGGACUUAAAGGGAUAACUGAACUAAAAAUUGUCUCUUUAAACAAGAUUUCUCAUCAUGGCUGAAACAAUUGAAUACACAAGGCUUGGUGUAUUCAAUGUCCAAAAAAACCCCAACAUCAUCAAGACAACCAACAAACGCCACGUAUUUUUAGUAUUGUAUUAUUUCUGUCCUUCCUUUGUCUCAGCCAUGCCCAGAAAUUAUUAUUUUUAUUUUCAACUUUUAAAGUAGAUCAGCUUUUUUACUGGAACAAAAAAAAACAAAAAACAACGUAUUUUAUGUUACAAUCAAAGUUUGGGCAAAAUUGACCCUAACCUCCACAUCUCACCCUGUCUGUGGCUGAAUAAAUGACUUCCUGUGUCAGUGAUGUUGGCAGGUAGACAGCCGCCAUGUGGACGUCUCAAUAAAACCUGAACAUAAUAAGAUAAUAGAAGUUUUCCUGCAGGAGAGGAAGAUAAACUUACUUAAGUACGUUUUAUAAAAAGCUUGAAAUGUAAAUUAUCUUAUUUAAUGUAUAAAACUGAACCUGAACCUUCAGAUUGUAUUACUGAGUCACAUGUGUGUGUUAAAAUACUGUAGAUGUUAUAAUGAUAUAUUUUAAAUGUGAAAAUGUUUUAAAGUUUGUACACUAGAGUUAUUUAAUGUAUUUCAAUCUCCAACUGUAAUAACUGUAAAUUUUCCUGUAGCUCAGGUUCUGGUCUCCGGCAGUAGAAGCUUUUAGUUUUUACAGGUGGAUGUUUUAGUGUCAGUGUGCUGAUAGCUGCUGAACACCUGCACAGUUACAUCAGGAUACUGUUUGUAAUGUUUGUUUGUGGGAGAGUGAAGAAAGAAGUUGGACAAGCGUGCCUUAAAUUUGAUAUUUCCUGUAUGAUGUUUUGUAUUGUGCUCUAAUAAAGAGUGUUUUUCUGUA